CUGACAAGACCAUACUCGCACAAAAGCUCGAGACCACGGAGAUCUAUUUCCUCGGGAUUUUCUGCGUCGAGGCGAGCCUCAAGAUCCUCGCUCUCGGCUUCGUCCUCCACCGCGGCUCCUACCUGCGCAACAUCUGGAACAUCAUGGACUUCUUCGUCGUGGUGACCGGGUCGAUGACCGUGUUCGCCGAAACAAACGUGGACGUCGACCUCCGUAUGCUACGUUCCUUCAGGGUCCUCAGACCGCUAAAGCUGGUUUCGAAAAUUCCAAGCAGGAUCGUCACGGCAUUCUCGCAAGGCAUAAGCCUGGAUAUGGACCUGCGCACGUUGCGUGCGAUACGCGUGUUGCGACCGCUCAAACUUGUCUCCGGCAUACCGAGUCUUCAGGUGGUGCUCAAGUCUAUCAUCAAGGCGAUGGCGCCGCUACUGCAGAUCGGCUUGCUGGUACUCUUCGCCAUCGUCAUAUUUGCCAUCAUCGGCCUCGAGUUUUAUUCGGGAACUUUGCAUAAAACGUGCUUCAGUAUAAUGGACAUGUCAAUCAUAAAGGAAGGCGAUAGUGCGAGCCCAUGCAACACGGACAUCAAGGAUGAGGCUCCAGCCGGGGCCAACGUGUGCAACCCUAAUAUCUCGGCGUGCAGGGAAUACUGGGAGGGACCAAACGCGGGCAUCACCAGCUUCGAUAAUAUCGGAUUCGCCAUGCUCACUGUCUUCCAGUGUAUCACUAUGGAGGGCUGGACUGCCAUAUUGUACUGGACAAACGACGCUCUUGGCAGUUAUUUCAACUGGGUUUACUUUAUACCGUUGAUCGUCCUUGGAUCAUUCUUCAUGCUGAACUUAGUUCUUGGUGUCUUGAGCGGAGAGUUUGCGAAGGAGAGAGAGAAAGUGGAGAAUCGACAGUCCUUUCUGAAGUUGCGAAGACAGCAGCAGCUUGAGCGCGAAUUGAAUUGUUACCUCAAUUGGAUCUGCAAAGCAGAGGAGGUGAUACUUGCCGAGGAGAGAACGACGGAAGAGGAGAAAAUGCACAUAUUAGAAGUAAGAAGAAGAGCGGCGGCGAAGAAGAAGAAACUGAAAAAUCUUGGCAAGAGCAAGAGUACCGACACGGAGGAGGAGGACGGCGAUGACGAUCAGGACGAUGGGUUCUCAAGAACCUCCUAUUUCAAAUCGAAGGUGAAAAAACAGGGCACGUGUUUGCAAUUCUGGCGAGCCGAGAAGAGAUUCAGGUUCUGGGUACGCAAUUCCGUCAAGUCGCAACACUUUUAUUGGUUCGUCAUCGUCCUUGUGUUCUUCAACACCAUCUGCGUGGCCGUUGAACAUCACGGGCAGCCGAAAUGGCUCACCGAUUUUCUCUUCUACGCAGAGUUUGUGUUCCUGGCCCUUUUCAUGAUGGAGAUGUUUAUAAAGGUCUACGCGCUCGGUCCCCGCACAUACUUUGAAUCGAGCUUCAAUCGCUUCGACUGCAUAGUCAUCUCAGGCUCGAUCUUCGAGGUGAUCUGGUCCGCAUUGAAGUCCGGCUCUUUCGGCCUCUCCGUCCUACGUGCCCUUAGACUCCUGAGAAUUUUUAAAGUCACCAAAUACUGGAAGAGCCUAAGGAACCUCGUGAUAUCGCUGCUAAGCUCGAUGCGCAGCAUUAUCUCUCUCCUCUUCCUACUCUUCCUUUUCAUCCUCAUAUUCGCGCUGCUCGGUAUGCAGCUAUUCGGCGGUCAGUUCAAUUUCCCCAACGGCACGCCGCCCACGAAUUUCAACACCUUUCCCAUCGCACUACUCACUGUCUUCCAAAUUUUGACUGGAGAAGACUGGAAUGAAGUGAUGUACCAGGGUAUCGAGUCGCAGGGCAUGGCCUACUCGCUCUACUUCAUCGUGCUCGUACUCUUCGGCAACUACACCCUGCUGAACGUCUUCUUGGCUAUCGCCGUCGACAAUCUCGCAAACGCGCAGGAGCUGAGCGCUGCCGAAGAGGAACAGAAAGAGGAAGAUAAGGAGAAGCAGUUGCAGGAGCUCGAGAAGGAGAUCGAGUCGCUGCAGAAGCCCGGGGACGGUGGUGCACCGAAGGUGGAAAUCUGCCCUCCAAGUCCAACCCAGAAUUUAGAUGGAAGAGGUGAUAACCAAGCAUCCGAAGAGAGGAGGCAGGAUGAAGAUGACGACACGGGACCAAAACCAAUGCUGCCAUACUCCUCCAUGUUUAUACUGUCCCCUACGAAUCCCGUAAGAAGAGCCGCCCACUGGGUCGUGAACCUUCGGUACUUCGACUUCUUCAUAAUGGUGGUGAUAUCGCUGUCGAGUAUCGCGCUGGCCGCCGAGGAUCCCGUUUGGGAGCAGGCGCCGAGGAACAAGAUCCUCAAUUACUUCGAUUACGCGUUCACCGGCGUCUUCACCAUCGAGAUGGUACUGAAGAUCAUCGAUCUCGGCAUCAUACUGCAUCCGGGCUCGUAUCUACGCGAGUUCUGGAACAUUAUGGACGCGGUCGUAGUGAUAUGCGCCAUGGUGUCGUUCGCCUUCGAUAUGAGCGGCAGCUCGGCCGGCCAGGACCUCUCGACUAUAAAAUCGCUGCGAGUGCUGCGAGUGCUCAGGCCACUUAAGACGAUAAAGCGCGUGCCGAAGCUCAAAGCGGUGUUUGACUGCGUGGUGAACAGUCUCAAGAACGUCAUUAACAUUCUCAUAGUGUACAUAUUGUUUCAAUUCAUAUUCGCUGUGAUUGCGGUGCAGCUGUUUAAUGGUAAAUUUUACUACUGCACCGACGAGAGCAAAUUAUCGCAAGAAGAUUGCAAAGGUCAAUACUUCGUUUUCGAGGAGGAUAACAUGGUACCGGAGCUCAAGAACCGGUCUUGGAAACUCCAGGCUUUUCACUAUGACAACGUGAUGGUGGCCAUGCUGACGCUGUUCGCCGUCCAAACCGGCGAAGGCUGGCCGCAAAUUCUGCAGAACUCGAUGGCGGCCACAUACGAGGAUAAGGGCCCCAUCCAAAACUUUCGCAUUGAGAUGUCCAUUUUUUACAUCGUUUACUUCAUCGUCUUUCCGUUCUUCUUCGUCAACAUCUUCGUGGCCUUAAUUAUCAUCACAUUUCAGGAGCAGGGAGAGGCUGAAUUGCAGGAUGGCGAAAUCGAUAAGAAUCAGAAAUCUUGUAUAGACUUUACGAUACAAGCUCGCCCGCUCGAAAGGUACAUGCCGAAGGAACGGAAUAGCAUAAAGUACAAAAUCUGGAGGAUAGUCGUAUCCACACCAUUUGAAUAUUUUAUCAUGAUACUCAUCGUACUGAAUACAAUACUGCUUAUGAUGAAGCAUCAUCGGCAAACCGACUUGUACAAGAAUACGCUGAAGUACAUGAACAUGUGCUUCACGGGGAUGUUUACUGUCGAGUGCAUACUGAAGAUCGCCGCAUUCGGCGUGAAGAACUUCUUCAAGGACGCCUGGAACACCUUCGAUUUCAUCACGGUGAUCGGUAGCAUCGUGGAUGCCCUUGUGAUCGAGUUCGGGGAGAAUUUCAUCAAUGUCGGCUUCCUGAGGCUCUUUCGUGCUGCCAGGCUGAUCAAACUACUUAGACAGGGUUACACGAUACGAAUUUUACUCUGGACCUUUGUACAAUCCUUUAAAGCUCUGCCUUACGUUUGUCUUCUCAUAGCAAUGCUGUUCUUCAUCUAUGCUAUCAUCGGUAUGCAGGUAUUCGGUAACAUCGCGCUGGAUGGUGAAGCUAUUACCAAGCACAACAAUUUCCAAAGCUUCAUACAAGGUCUGAUGCUGCUUUUUCGGUGUGCUACGGGAGAGGCCUGGCCGAACAUCAUGCUGGAUUGCAUAAAGGGCCAACGCUGCGAUCCCAAGGCCAAGGAUCCGGAGAAUCCGGACAAUGAUCCGGAGGGUUGCGGCUCCAACAUCGCCUACGCUUACUUCGUGUCCUUCAUCUUCUUCUGCUCGUUUCUUAUGCUGAAUCUCUUUGUCGCCGUCAUCAUGGACAACUUCGAUUAUCUCACGCGGGACUCGUCGAUCCUGGGCGCCCAUCAUCUCGACGAAUUCGUGCGGAUCUGGGCCGAGUACGAUCCGAACGCCACCGGCAAGAUCCAUUAUACAGAAAUGUAUGAUAUGCUGAAGAAUAUGGACCCGCCGUUGGGGUUUGGCAAUAAAUGCCCGAAUCGCCUCGCGUACAAGAAACUCAUCAGAAUGAAUAUGCCGGUGGACGAUGACGGUAAAGUGAACUUCACCACUACGCUGUUUGCUUUGAUACGCGAAAACCUCAGCAUAAAGAUGCGAUGCGCCGACGAAAUGAAUCAAGCUAAUGAAGAAUUGCGGGACACGAUUAGAAGUAUUUGGCCUCUGCAAGCGAAAAAAAUGUUGGACCUUUUGAUACCUAGGAACGAAGACUUGGGCAGAGACAAGCUCACCGUGGGUAAGAUAUACGUCUGUCUUCUGAUAAUCGAAAGUUGGAGAUCGAAGUCAAAGCCUACCGAACAGAACGAUAACGAUCUUAUCGAUAACGAUAAUGCUGGGCAAAGUCCUGCAGCCCAGGCGCAGUCGGCCUUCUUCAACUGCCUGCUGGACAUUUCGGCGGUAAAUCACAUCGGAAAUAAUCACGGAGCCGGAAGUAGGGCGAACAGUCUCGAACCGGUGGUGGGACCGGCCGUGGACGUGAAGCCAGACCGACAUAAAGAUCACAGAGAUGAGGAGGAAGGGGCUCUUGGUGUCCUCGCAGCCGCCGCGCACAGACGUCAGCGUAGCAUCAGAAAUAAAAAGGUGAACUGGAAGAUGUCUCGCCAAUACGAUAUACUAGGCAGCAGCGGAGAGAGUAGCCAGGGAGGGGGUGGGUCUGGGGUUGUAGUUAAUGGCGAGGAUCGCGCCCCCGAGCUAGAGCCAUUGCUGGCCGAGGUGUCCUCCCAGCGGGAUGAUCAAAACAACUACUACCAUCACCAUCACGACCAAUACUACUACGAUACCGACAAUGAUCAAUACUAUGACCACCACCAAUACUACCACCACCACCAUCACCAUCAUGAUCAUCAUGACCACCGACCACCCUCGUACUACCAACACCAGAACACCUACGUACCUCGCUCCUCGAUCCGUUACCACAAGGAGCUGCAGGACGUCGUACCGUCCGACUCACGUGCCGGUAGCCUCGAGAGUCUCACGCAUCCUGGCGACAGAGUCCUUCGUCCGCAUCAUCCCUCAGCUCCGCCUAGACGUUCACGAUCGCCAAGUAUAAGGAGACACUCGCCAAUAAUGCCUAGAUCGCCAUCGCCAAGGCGACACGGCCGAUACGACCAUCACGGUCAUUACCACGAAGGACCAGGGUUUAGCGACACCGUUAGCAACGUCGUCGAGAUACAAAGGCACACUCAUCAUCCCCACACGUCACAAUAUAAUCAUCGGCAUAGGAUACGAGACUAUUACGACCACUGCGAAUAUUACGACGAUGGUCCAUGGAGUGCCUCGACGAGCCCGGCAAGAUCGCCGAGCCCGGUUCACCGGAUCGAGCGCGGCGGUCAUUACGGCACGACCAGCCUGGAGCAACGUUCGAGAAGCCCGAGUCCGGGCGGUCGUUCCCAUCACCAUCAUCAUCGUCAUCAUCCGCAUCAACACAGCUACCCGGUGCUGGUUGCGAGGAGGGGCCAGGGUCGCCGGCUGCCGCCGACGCCGAACAAGCCGUCGACCCUGCAGCUGAAGCCGGCCAACAUCAACUUCCCCAAGUUGAACGCCUCGCCGACCCACGGCUUGCACGGCCCGAUGGCACCUGGUGGACCGGCCCACGUACCAGUGGGCCCCGUGCCAGCCCACGUGCUGCAGCAUCCGCAUCCGCCGUCGCACAUGGUGCCCCCCAGCAUCCAGCCGAGCCAUCACCCGUUGAGCUUCGAGCAGGCUGUCGCCAUGGGCCGUGGUGGUCGUUUACUGCCCAGCCCGGUGCCCAAUGGCUACAAGCCGCAACCGCAAUCCAAACAAAGAACGCCUAGAUCGAGGCACUCGGACAGUGACGAGGACGAUUGGUGCUAGCCAAAGUGGGACCCUGGACGGUGGUCCGGUGACGUGGACGCCCCCAGGCGUCUUAGGGUUUGCGCAUGAUAGUCGUCCACGUGGGACGCGUUGAAUUUCAUCUUAUUUGUGAAGAGCAGCAGCCAAGGAAGAACCGCGAUCGACGAGUCCGAGGUCAAUUCCUUCAAGCCACGACCGGCCGAAGACGGUUCUACGAAGGAGCAGUUCCGAUUCACAGCAUCGCGGCAUAUUGGCGACCGAAAGGGGUCUAAGAAAAUUGAACGGAGAAGAUGAUUCGAAGCGGACCGAUAUUCGGAUCGAUCCCGACCGGCUACACGACGACCGAACAGGGUCAGCAAAAAAUACACACAAGAAUUAAUCGAUUUUUCGCGAAUACAAGAGAAAUCGGCCAGCGAAAUCUCAUUCGCACGACGAUGUCGCACGAGUCCGCGGACGGGGAGGAGUGCGAUGCGUGCGAUUCGACGAACGAUCGAGAUGAAAUCAAAUCACGGCUGAGCUCGACGAUCGAGGACGCUUAGUGCGCGAACGACGGUCGGCAAAGCUAAGAUCGAUCUCUCGAGCGAUAACUACGUUGAGAGACACGAUGGUGGUGGGUUGCAGUGAAAACUCGUCGUGCGCGACAGUGAUAGAAAAAUUGAGCGGACGUUCCGAGAGUUCUCGAACCCUCCGAUUGUAUGCGAGUUAAUAUUUCAAUCUUCCCUCGUCUCGAUCGAGCGAAGAUCGAUCGGGGAAGACUCACUUUUUAUACGAUUUUCCGAAGGAGGGACUCAUCGAACGCCCGGAUGCGCUGUGAUCACCACUGUGAAACGUUCUCUGAUAUGAGUGUGCAUGUUUUAUGUAUGUAUGUACGCGUACGCGUAUGAUUUUGUGCUUGUGUGUGCGUAUGAAACCUCCUUCCCCUAUAGUACGACGUUGAAAAUCGCGACUCAUGUAUUAAGUCGUUCCACUUCCGUGAGAAUACGGGGAUAAUUGCAACGUUAAUUUUUCAACGACGACGUUGAUUUUAAAGGGACAUCGAUCGAGGGAGAUUGAAGCGAAUGAAUGGAACGACGAUGCAGGCCAGAUAGGGUCUGCGGUAGAAUCGUCACUUUCAGUUUUACAUAAUUUGAGGCUGAUUAGAUAGACGGUUAAAUCUAUUAAAACAAUCCGAAACGGCGAAAUUUAAAAAUGUUUCGUGCUCGUUGUAAAAAAAAGUAUCGUCGCAAAAUUUCACUGCGCAAACGGAAGAAUGGACUAACGAGCAGAAGCGAGUGUUUCUCGACGAAUCGAGUGAGAAAACUGAAUGAUAAAGAAUCGAUAGGAUUAUUAGAAAUUAGAUCAAUGAUCGUAAAGGGGGAGAAUUUAAAUUAUUCCUUUCGUACUCACAUUGGCUCCAUUCUGCCAUUAGCAAAAUCGCGCGAGCGACGUUUUUAAUCAAAUGCGAAAAAUCAGAAAUCGGUUCGCCGAGGGACGCAACAAGAACCGCCGCUACGAGAUAUCGAUAUCGACACGAAUGUUCGCAGUCGCAGUUCUUGUCAAAUCGCACGCGAGACGAUCCGUAGCCAUUUAAGUCAUAAAAGAAACAAAGGCGAAAAAAUGAAAGAUCAAACGCGAACGUCGUCGUUGAUUCGUGAUCUGAUGUUGCCUCGCGAUUCGUGCCAAUCAAGAGAGAUUGAGGAAAAAUUCAAGUAAAGAGGACCACGAUCGAAGUAAGACAAAUGAAUGAUUAUCGCAAAAUGUCACCGGGGGGGCGGGGAGGGGGGGGGGAAAGAUGCGUUAAAGAGGAAGACAGAAAGAAAAUAAGCGACACACGGGAGAGAAAAAACAGUUCUUACCACACGGUUUUCACACACACACACAUACACAUACAAAGACACACACAAAAGCACUUGUAAAUUAUUGCAUAUAUAUAUAUAUAUAUAUAUAUAUAUAUAUAUAUAUAUAUAAUUGAAUUACAAUACUUAUUACUAUCACUGCUAAUACCGUUAUUAAAUUAACACCUACAGAAAGGGAAGGAAAAAAAACAGCUCCACUCUCCACUACUAUUACUAUUACUAACUACUAACUCUACUGCUAUUACCAUUACUACUGUAUUACCAUUUACUACCGCUACUACCACUACUACUGUCUUACUACUAUUAUUGCUGCUGCUACUAUCAUUACUACUAUUACUACUUACCAUAACUAAACUAUUCUACUACCGUCGCUAAAUAACGCUGUUUAUUAUCAUUACUGUAAUAUUGUAAGUGUGCUAAUUACAAAAGCGCGCGCGACUCGUAAGAAAAGAACGAGAAACAUCAGUUUACGUAAUUUAUUUAUUUCUCAAACUCGAGAGAACUUUACCGUCGAUUUGAAUGUGCAUUUAAACGACGGAUGAUAGAAUAGACGAAAAAGAAAAAAAAAAAGAUAGAGAGAAAUCGAGAAAAUUAUCCGUAAACGAAAGCUUGCUAAACGAGCGCACGUAUCCGAAUCGAGAUUACAUGAAUAAAGAGAAGAAAAAAAAAACCACUAUACAUUAUACAUAUAUAUAUAUAUAUAUAUAUAAAAAAAAGACACGUUUAACAUACUGCCAAUCGUACGGGGUGUUUUAAGUGGAAACACAUACGAGAAUAUAUAGGUGUACAUAAACGUACGUUCUUUUUUUCCUGCGACACAUUAUAAAUACAUUACGAUAUACUGUACGAUAGGUAAGUGUAAAUACCCGUUUGAGUGAAAGAGAUGGAGAGAAAGCGAGAGAGCAAAAGAAUAAAAAAGAUGAAUGAAUGUGGAUGCAAGUAAUUGAAUCGGCAAAUGUGAGAAGCGAAACAACUCGGUCGAUGCGAUAAUUAAAUCACGAUCCUACAACCGCGAUUUAUUUCGCAAAAUAUAUCUUAUUUUCAUUUAUCUAUAUUUGUUCCUAUCGAUCUAUUUUUUUUUUUUUUUUUUUUUUCAUUUAAAUAUUAAAGUUGAGUGUAAUAUGAUAUUUUAGAAAGAAAUGUGCGAGAAAAGGAUUGAGCCGAUUUACUUCGUUUCUCAAAUCAACGAUUCGAUUGAUUUCCAACGCUGCUCUAUGCUUGUUUGCGUAAUUAUCGUGUAUUAAGUCAAAAUAAACGAGAAUAUUGCCAUUACGUAACGACAUUAAUUAAUGUAAGUAGCUAAUUUGAGAGGGAAUGCGUGCGUGCGACGGGAAAAACUGAAAAGGGGGGAGAAAAAUGAAAUAAAAAGAAAAAAAAAAGAAAAAAAAAGAAAGCAAGAGAGCGAUCGAUUUUUUCCAGCGUAAUCAGUAUACAAAGAUCCUUGGUGAAUGGACGGGCGUUAACCAUCGAACUUGUUUGUAUCAUCCAACGAUUAAGAAUUCUACAAAAUACAUAUUAAGAUCAAUUUUUCCAAAGAGAAGACUACAGACUUACCCAAUCGCUUUAUAUUGUCUAAUAGUAUAAUGUAAAAUAAUAAAAAUUAAUAAUAAAAAGAUAAUUCAAAAGAAA
Messenger RNA from Cataglyphis hispanica, 9415 nucleotides. It is a transcript of the gene Cac, whose product is annotated as voltage-dependent calcium channel type A subunit alpha-1. Gene Ontology annotation, molecular function: high voltage-gated calcium channel activity; calcium ion binding. Gene Ontology annotation, biological process: calcium ion import across plasma membrane; chemical synaptic transmission. Gene Ontology annotation, cellular component: voltage-gated calcium channel complex; membrane. The record is from RefSeq and is a predicted model, not a curated record. Lineage: Eukaryota; Metazoa; Arthropoda; Insecta; Hymenoptera; Formicidae. The transcript is spliced from 32 exons. The coding region runs from base 144 to 5972 and encodes 1942 amino acids.